AUGGCAAACAGGCCGGGAUAUACCAAUCAAGACGAUCUCCUACACCUCAGCGACGACAAUGAUGGACCGGUAUACAACAGCGGCCAGCCGCCGCCAGUAUCCGACGAGCGGAUGCUUCACGACUACGACAUGGAGGCAGCAGGAGCUGGGCGCAUUUCCACCUCGCACGAUGACUUUGUUGGAAGCGCGCAGCCGCACCCGGCGACGGCUGGGUUACCGGGAGGGCCUGGGGUAUCGGUGACAACACCUGGUGGAAGCGCGGCGACAUUCCGACCUCCCUUCGCUCAUGCAGACACAAAUUUUAGCCAAACAAGCGGGCUAGGCAACUACCAGCGGUACUCGGACAUGGACAACGAUACGUACUCAGAUGCCGGCGCCGGAGGAUACUAUGCAGCAGGAGGUGGAAUCGACGAGGACAAUGUCCCUGGGCUUCCGCUCAACAACAAGGCCAAUCACCGCAGUCGCAACAGCAUCUUGAGUCUGGGUGGAGGCAUCACAGGGCGGAUGAAGAAUGCACUUGGCAUGGGACCCGAUUACAGCGAGAUGGACUUGCCUCUCACAGAGCAGGGAGUACACCGAAUGGACUCUGAUAGCACGUCGCCGGACCAGCAGGCUGCAGUGAAGAAGAGAAAGACACCUGGAAGCACUUUCAAGUUUGGAAUACCGGGGCGAAAUAAGGUCGAUCCUGCGACACUCGGACCCAGGAUCAUACAUCUCAAUAACCCACCUGCCAAUGCUACGAACAAAUACGUGGACAAUCACGUUAGCACGACCAAGUACAAUGCCGCGACCUUCUUGCCCAAGUUCUUGUUCGAACAAUUUAGCAAGUACGCCAACUUGUUCUUCUUGUUUACUGCAAUAUUGCAGCAGAUCCCAAACAUCAGUCCAACAAACAGAUGGACCACGAUUGUGCCCCUGGGUAUUGUGAUGAUAGUGUCAGCUAUCAAAGAGGCGAUCGAGGACAAUCGUCGAAGAAGCCAGGAUCGGCAACUCAACAAGAGCCCAGCGAAGGUGCUGAGAGGCACCCGAUUUGAGGAUGUCAGCUGGAUCGAUGUCAAGGUUGGUGAUGUUAUAAGGGUUGAGAGCGAGGAGCCGUUCCCAGCGGACAUCGUUCUUUUGGCAAGUUCAGAGCCCGAAGGACUGUGCUACAUCGAGACGGCCAAUCUGGACGGUGAGACGAACCUGAAGAUUAAGCAAGCCAUACCGGAGACAUGCGAGCUAGUGUCCUCCGCUGAUCUGGCGAGGCUGGGAGGGCGGGUAAGGAGCGAACAGCCCAACUCAAGCCUUUACACCUACGAAGCGACUUUGACUAUGCAGGCCGGUGGCGGCGAGAAGGAGCUUCCGCUGGCGCCUGACCAGCUCUUGCUACGUGGUGCCACGCUCCGCAAUACACCCUGGGUGCAUGGAGUAGUGGUCUUCACCGGCCACGAAACGAAGCUCAUGCGUAAUGCGACCGCCACGCCUAUCAAGCGUACGAAUGUCGAACAUCGCGUCAACACACAGAUUCUACUCCUUGGCGCCAUCCUCAUCGUCCUCAGCGUCAUCUCUUCCGUCGGCGACCUCGUCAUGCGGUUGACGAGCGGCCACAAGCUCUUCUACCUCGCCCUGCCAGAAAGCACGAACGCUGCUGCGCUCUUCUUCUCGGAUCUCUUCACCUAUUGGAUUCUCUACUCGAAUUUGGUGCCCAUCUCACUGUUCGUCACAGUAGAGAUCAUCAAGUACUGGCAAGCCUACCUCAUCGGUUCUGAUCUCGAUAUUUACUACGCUCAGACGGACACGCCGAGCAAUUGUCGUACAUCCUCGCUUGUCGAGGAGCUGGGACAAGUGGAGUACAUCUUCUCCGACAAGACCGGAACGCUGACAUGCAACAUGAUGGAGUUCCGCCAGGCGAGUAUUGGUGGCUUUCAGUAUGCUGACGACGUGCCUGAGGAUCGGAGAGUGGCUUCCGAAGACGAUAUUGGGACUGGGAUUUUCGACUUCAGGGCUUUGGAGCAGCAUCGGACCACUGGCCGGAUGGGGAACGAUGAACGGAUCAAGCUCUUCUUGCAAUUGCUGAGUACGUGCCAUACCGUCAUUCCUGAGACGAAUUCGGAGAAGCCAGGUGUGAUCAAGUACCAGGCUGCUUCACCCGACGAGGGCGCUUUAGUCGACGGCGCCGUGCAGCUGGGUUACAAGUUCACGGCGCGAAAGCCGAAGGCGGUGACGAUCGUGUCUGACGGCCAGGAGUACGAGUUCGAGCUACUGGCUGUGUGCGAGUUUAACUCCACUCGGAAGCGGAUGAGCUGUAUCUUCCGAUGCCCGGACGGCAAGAUCAGGUGUUUCUGCAAGGGUGCCGAUACGGUCAUUCUCGAGCGCUUGGGCCAGAGAGAUGAGAUUGUCGAGAAGACGCUGCUCCAUCUCGAGGAGUAUGCCGCGGAGGGCUUGCGAACUCUAUGUCUAGCCAUGCGCGAGGUGCCUGAGAGCGAGUUCAGAGAAUGGCAGAGUGUAUUCAAUACUGCCCAAACGACUGUGUCUGGCAGCCGCGCGGAUGAGCUGGACAAGGCUGCUGAGCUGAUUGAGCACGACUUCACAUUGCUUGGGGCCACAGCCAUUGAGGACAAGCUGCAGGAUGGCGUGCCGGAUACUAUCCACACGCUCCAGACUGCCGGCAUCAAAGUUUGGGUUCUGACUGGCGACCGGCAAGAAACAGCCAUCAACAUCGGCAUGAGCUGUAAACUCAUCUCGGAAGACAUGACCCUCCUCAUCGUCAACGAGGAAAAUUCUGAAGCCACUCGGUCCAACAUCCAGAAGAAACUCGAUGCCAUCAACUCGCAGAACGCAAGCAGCGCGGAGAUGGAAACCCUUGCCCUCGUCAUCGACGGCAAGAGCCUGACAUUCGCACUGGAGAAGGACAUGGAAACGCUCUUCCUCGACCUGGCCGUAAAAUGCAAAGCCGUCAUCUGCUGCCGUGUCUCACCAUUGCAAAAGGCGCUGGUAGUGAAGCUGGUAAAGCGCCACCUCAAAUCUAUCCUCCUCGCCAUCGGUGACGGCGCCAACGACGUCUCCAUGAUCCAAGCCGCACACAUCGGCAUCGGUAUAUCCGGCGUUGAAGGCUUGCAAGCCGCUCGCAGCGCCGAUGUCAGCAUAGCACAGUUUCGCUUCCUACGAAAACUCCUGCUUGUGCAUGGCGCGUGGAGCUACCAACGAAUCAGCAAAGUCAUCCUCUACUUCUACUACAAGAACACGGCCCUCUUCAUCACGCAGUUCUGGUACUCGUUCCAGAACGCAUUCUCCGGCCAAGUCAUCUACGAGUCGUGGACGCUGUCCUUUUUCAACGUCAUCUUCACCGCGCUGCCACCCUUCGUCAUCGGCAUCUUCGACCAGUUCGUGAACGCGCGGUUGCUGGACCGGUAUCCGCAACUCUACCAGCUCAGCCAAAAGGGCAUCUUCUUCCGCACGCACAACUUCUGGUCUUGGGUUGCGAAUGGGUUCUACCAUUCCUUGCUCCUCUACUUCGUGUCCGAGCUCCUGUACUGGGACGACCAUGUCCUUCCAAACGGCAAGAUCGCUGGACACUGGGUCUGGGGUACCUCGCUCUAUACCGCCGGCUUGGUGACUGUGCUGGGCAAGGCGGCGCUGAUUACGAAUUUAUGGACCAAGUACACCGUCAUUGCCAUCCCUGGGUCUCUGCUGAUCUGGUUCAUCUUCCUACCGGUCUACGCGACGGUUGCACCGAUGUUGAACUUUUCCACUGAGUACACGAACGUGCUGCCGGUCUUGCUCACGGAUCCUUCGUUCUGGUUGAUGGCGGUGGUGCUACCGGCGCUCUGUCUGCUGCGAGACUUUGCGUGGAAGUACGCCAAACGGAUGUACUACCCGCAGGCGUACCAUCAUGUGCAGGAGAUCCAGAAGUACAAUAUCCAGGACUAUCGACCACGAAUGGAGCAAUUCCAAAAAGCGAUCCGUAAAGUCCGGCAAGUGCAGCGGAUGCGGAAGCAGCGCGGGUACGCUUUCUCGCAGACGGAUGAGAGUCAGGCGCGGGUGCUGCAGGCUUAUGAUACGACGAGGGAGAGAGGGAGGUAUGGUGAGAUGGCUAGUAGUAGACGGUAG
Saxophila tyrrhenica is the source of this 4089-nucleotide messenger RNA. It is a transcript of the gene DRS2, whose product is annotated as aminophospholipid translocase. The transcript is spliced from 2 exons. Gene Ontology annotation, molecular function: magnesium ion binding; ATP binding; ATPase-coupled intramembrane lipid carrier activity. Lineage: Eukaryota; Fungi; Ascomycota; Dothideomycetes; Mycosphaerellales; Extremaceae. The record is from RefSeq and is a predicted model, not a curated record. Gene Ontology annotation, biological process: post-Golgi vesicle-mediated transport; endocytic recycling; phospholipid translocation. Bases 1 to 4089 code for a protein of 1362 amino acids. Gene Ontology annotation, cellular component: plasma membrane.